GCCUUUAAAAUCUUCGUCCCUUGAUACUCGGCCGUGAUUUGAUAUUACAAAGUCGGGUCAAAUUUAGUCUGCCCCCAAUAUUUUUCUUUACUGACAGGAAUACCCAAACUCUGCGGUCGGUCUUCGUCUGAAAAAUGGCUAUCGCUUCAUUUAUCGGAAGAGUAUUGUUCGCAUCGGUUUUUAUUCUUUCCGCCUGGCAAGAGUUCAACGAUUUUGGCAUUGAUGGUGGGCCUGCAGCAAAAUCAUUGGAACCAAAGUUCAACAUCUUCUCAAAGCACGUGUCAACUCAUACUGGGUUGCAAGUUCCAGAAGUUGAAAUCAAGUAUUUAGUUGCUGCUGCUAUAGCAUUGAAGGGUGUUGGAGGCCUUCUUUUCAUCUUUGGAAGUUCUCUGGGAGCUUAUCUUUUGCUUCUGCAUCAGGCUAUUGCUACUCCUAUUCUAUAUGAUUUCUACAACUACGAUGCUGACAAGAAGGAAUUCAGUCAAACCUUUUCAAAGUUUACACAGAGCUUGGCACUUUUUGGGGCUUUGCUCUUUUUCAUUGGUAUGAAGAACUCAAUGCCAAGGAGACAACUGAAGAAAAGGGCUCCCAAAACCAAAACUUUUUAAAGAGAUAUAUUCUGUCAUGCCCGGGUGUAGUUUCACGGUCGAUAUCGGACUCUUUCCUGGAUGUAGUCCAGGAUCUAGUUUUGUAUGCUUCAAUGUUUGAAUCAGGUUUUUUUGUCUUUAAAUUAGGUAAAAAAGUUGUUGUUAUUACCAAGCCAAAUUAUUGCUAUUGAUCUGAAUUUAGAGAGAUUUGUCUUGGUUAAUCAAUCAUGGGAAGCGGAUUUGAUGAAGUUGACCUGAUUUAAUUGACUUAUUUCAUGCGUUGCAA
Molecule: messenger RNA, 873 nt
Organism: Mangifera indica (mango)
Lineage: Eukaryota; Viridiplantae; Streptophyta; Magnoliopsida; Sapindales; Anacardiaceae
Exons: 5
Coding region: 135-608 (157 amino acids)
Source: RefSeq, a predicted model, not a curated record